UAGAACCAAAAGACGUUCCUUCUAGAACUCAACAGCUUUUUGUGGAUUCCACGAGCUUGCCAUUCAGUCCAUGGCCAGAUUUGAUCAGACCCUGAGAAAAUGUUGCCUGAACACUUUGUUCUUUUAUUUACGCCCAUUCUGUGGGCUCUGCCCGCUUAUGCUAGUGAGUUUGUAAUUGAAGAGAAAGAGGAUAUAUUCAAGGUACAGUCCUGCCCUGCCUUCUUAAUGUUCCUGAAUGCUGCCUAUCUGGCUGAUAUGACCUUUGAGCUACCAUGCCUUUGUAAGCCCGAGAACGUGAAAUCAGUUGUCUGGUACUAUCAGGAGAAACUGGGCAAAGGACACACAAAAGUACUGACUGACUUCAAUGGAACAAAGAUCUUGGAUACUACCCAAUUACCUUCUGGAUCGGCAAUUAGUUCACGGUUCAGUAUCUUAAUGUUCAGCCUGGUUGUCUUCAAUUCCCGCCCCCAGGAUUCGGGGCAUUAUAUGUGUGGCUCUGUGAAGGGUGAUUAUUUUUAUGGUUAUGACAUUGACGUGCAGAGUUAUAAAAAAGCACACAUAAGCUUCCAAGAGGGGAAGCUGAAGCCUCAACUGGACGUGGAGACUAAGACCUACAAGAUCUUUACGUUGUACUGGGAUUGGACCAGAUGUGAUCGAUGUGGGGUGAGAGGGGAGCAACGACGUGUUGGCUUGUGUUACUUCCGCAGCCCUUACCUCUAUUUCAGGUACAAGAAGGCCAUGCCUGACAUCGUUUCCUGUGGCUCUGCUGCAGUCCCCCGCAGAUACCGGAACAUCCUGAAGAAGAGAAAAACGGAGAUCUUGGUACGAAGCUGUUUCACGCCGUGCGCAACACGUUACCCCUCCAUUGAAGGGCAGAAGUUCAUCUUUGAACUGUUUGGUUUUACCAAUGACAAGAAUAAAAAGAUUCCCAAAGUCCCAGUGCAGACCCACUUCCAAGUCAUUGCAGAACCUUUGAUUCUCGCCUGUCCAGGGGCUAGAGCAGAGGAAGCUGUAGCCUGGGAUAAGGGGCACCGACAGCUCUACAGGCAGGAGUACAUGAUGGGUGUCAACAGCAGCAUGAGGUUGUAUAUUGAUCAUGGUAAUCAUCUGGUUAUCCGUGCCUUUCAGCUGAAUGACAUUGGGACUUAUUACUGUUGGCGGCAAGGCCAAAUGGUGGCUGGGAUUAGGUUGUUGCUCGGCCUCGCAAAGAGGAAACACAGAAGUUUCACCGAUCCCGAGUCCAUCUUUGCGAUGCAAAUAAUCCUUAGUACCUACGUCAUACUGACGAUAAUAUUUGUCUUCCUCAAAUGCAUGAAAUGUAUGAAUCAUUACUUUGUUUGUUUUUAAGACAGGAACAGGAUGACAUUUCUCCCCUUUACCAGUUCAAAGCAAAUGGUCAAAGUCAGUGUCAGUGUCAAAUUAUGUUUGUAAGUAAAUGUUUAUCAGUCUUGCUGUUUAUCUGGAAACCUAACCCUUAUAUCAGUGGGUCUCUGGUUUCAAUUCUUAAAUGGAAGGGUUUGGUUUGAUGCCUGUGUGGUUCGGCGUUUUGUCCGAUGAAUACAGGAACAGGAAAAUUGGUUACAGUAACCCUCUAUUAAUAUAAAGUAGAUUGCCCCAUAUUAAAGACUGGCACCACAGUGGUUGUAAUGACUGUAUGGAAUAUAGUGCUAUCAUAUAGGGGGGCUUCAGCAGCCAAAAUAUCACAAGAAUGUAGUGAGGCAUUAAUGGAGGGGAGGAGAUGGUCAUAUUAAUUGACUUGUCUUACAAACACGUUGGGAAUGUUUAGGAAUCAAAUACCUGUAGUAUAGAAGUUAAUGAAAUUUCAUCUGCGAAAAUUGCUCAGUGCAGUAAACAAAAGCUGUUCAAGGACUGGAUAACCAAUGGUAGUAGUUGAGUACAUCACCAGAUGAUUGCACAGCCUGAUGGCAUUCUAUAAAACAGGGCACUGUGUGAGAUUCACACAUCUAUUGUAAUGAGACAUGUUGAUGAUGCAAUAAAUGGCGUUUGUGGGGUUGAUCCUGAAGGAGUCCCUGAUAUGUGAGUGUAUUUGGUAUCCCUGUCGCAGUUACAGCACAUGAAGGUUUUAUGAUUUAUUUUCUUAUUGACUUGAUUUAAUAAAGAGUGUUAACCAAAUAUUUUGAACUUUAAUUGGCGAUAAAGGUUGGAUAACCAUAUCCAUAUAAGAACCAUAUUGAUAUUUGAUGACACCUGAUAACACCUCAAAAGAGGGAGAUUGAGAGGGAAAGAAAUAGGACACGAGGUAGUGCUGACAACUUAGUUAAAGGAGAAUCCUAAAAGAUUCUAUGUAUAUUAUUAGCCCAAACCAAUUAGUUGGUUUGCUCACUAUGGCCAUGGAGGAGGCCCAGGACAGAAAGGUUGGAUUCCUAUGGUGGACCCAAGUAUCUUUCUUCACCUUGUAUUUUCAGUUGGAAUCUGCAAUAACUUCUAACCACAUUCCGUUUGAGUGUGGCAUUUACUCAUGUAGUCCUCCAGAGGGCAGGCAUGUACUGCUCCCUUGAUCCAAGUUGCACAACUGAAAAUAAUCUGGCAUAUAACCAUAUAACCAUAUAACAAUUACAACACGGAAACAGGCCAUCUCGACCCUUCUAGUCCGUGCCGAACACAUAAUCUCCCCUAGUCCCAUAUACCUGCGCUCAGACCAUAACCCUCCAUUCCCUUCCCAUCCAUAUAACUAUCCAAUUUAUUUUUAAAUGAUAAAAACGAACCUGCCUCCACCACCUUCACUGGAAGCUCAUUCCACACAGCUACCACUCUCUGAGUAAAGAAGUUCCCCCUCAUGUUACCCCUAAACUUCAGUCCCUUAAUUCUCAUGUCAUGUCCCCUUGUUUGAAUCUUCCCUACUCUCAGUGGGAAAAGCUUUUCCACGUCAAACCAUCUGAAUCAGUGUUAUUCGCUAAAUCACAAGGUAGAAGGCACACCUCAAUUUACACUUUUCAUUAUCUGACCACAGACUUAAAUUGCUUUUACCAAUAUUUUUUACCCGUUUUUUGUUAAAGUCUAACAGAUUAGAGCGACUUACGACUGAUUGUAGGGAAUUCAUCAUUAAACGAUGCUUUCGUUGCCUUUGUGUGUCAGAUACUAUCCAUUAUUUUAGUACUUGAGACCCAUGUAAAACCCGUGGUCUGUUGGACAGCAGUGAUCCCUGGGCUCCCAUAUGUUUCUGCAAGCUGGACCACCAAAAGCAGGCAGGUCAAGGCACCAUGAAAACAUCUUCCAUGCCUGCUCUACAAAACCCUCCAGAUCCAGUGGAAAGACAGGUAGGAGUCACUCACAGAAGCCUAAAGUCCCACACCACCGAUCUGGAAGAGCUACUUUCCAACAACCAUUAGGUUCAUGAACUGACCUGCUACAACUCUAAUCCUACAUCAGCAACAAAACAGUAUGGACCACAUCUUGAAUCAAGAUCUCUAUCUCCAUCAUAGGUGAUAGACUUCUGACCGACAUCCACUAUAAACCCACUGACUCCCACGGCUAUCUAGACUACACUUCUUCCCACCCUGCUUCCUGUAAGGACUCCAUCCCUUACUCCCAAUUCCUCCGCCAACGCCGCAUCUGCUCCCAGGAUGAGGUGUUCCACAGCAGGGCAUCGGAAAUGUCCUAAUUCUUCAGGGAACGGGGGUUUCCCUCCCCUACUAUAGAUGAGGCUCUCACCAGGGUCUCUUCAAUACCCCGUAACACUGCU
Molecule: messenger RNA, 3703 nt
Organism: Leucoraja erinaceus (little skate)
Lineage: Eukaryota; Metazoa; Chordata; Chondrichthyes; Rajiformes; Rajidae
Product: Ig-like V-type domain-containing protein FAM187A
Exons: 1
Coding region: 100-1347 (415 amino acids)
Source: RefSeq, a predicted model, not a curated record